Molecule: messenger RNA, 444 nt
Organism: Trypanosoma brucei brucei TREU927
Lineage: Eukaryota; Euglenozoa; Kinetoplastea; Trypanosomatida; Trypanosomatidae
Exons: 1
Coding region: 1-444 (147 amino acids)
Biological process (GO): ubiquitin-dependent protein catabolic process; protein ubiquitination
Molecular function (GO): ubiquitin protein ligase activity
Source: RefSeq, a predicted model, not a curated record
AUGGACACAUUAUUGAUGAUUGGGGCUAUUGCGGGAGGCUGGUUAGGUAUGGACUUAAUGCAGCGAAAAAGGAUAAACAUACUCCAAGAGACUAUUGUGCGUCAGGAGGUCGAGUUGUAUCGACUUUCGCGUUUCUCACACCUGUGUGCAAUCUUAGGAACAUCAGCUGCUGUGGGAGCGGGGUUGUACUUUCUAUACACGAAGUUGAGAACUUUCAGAGAGGAACCCACGGGUUCUGACUGGACGGCACCCCCAACUUCAUACGAACCUUCGCCAGCGCGAAACGAAAAGGAAGAGUGUGUUGUGUGCUUGCAAAAUCGACGGGAUACACUACUGCAACCGUGCCGCCACCUGCAGGUUUGCUGGGCAUGCUCCACCGGUCUUAAUAGUUGUCCAACGUGUAGAAGCCACAUCACCACGCGGAUACAUACAUUCAAUUCGUGA